Colossoma macropomum (tambaqui) is the source of this 1818-nucleotide messenger RNA. RefSeq names its product ubiquitin-like modifier activating enzyme 3 (gene uba3). Gene Ontology annotation, molecular function: NEDD8 activating enzyme activity. The record is from RefSeq and is a predicted model, not a curated record. Bases 103 to 1491 code for a protein of 462 amino acids. Gene Ontology annotation, biological process: protein neddylation. The transcript is spliced from 17 exons. Gene Ontology annotation, cellular component: nucleus; cytoplasm. Lineage: Eukaryota; Metazoa; Chordata; Actinopteri; Characiformes; Serrasalmidae.
AAAAAAGUCAGAGAAACGACUCCGCUCCCAGAACACUAAUGCUGUUUUCCGCCGUGACUUGUUAGAAAUGUUCAGGGCGAUUUUGAGACUGUAGGAGCACUUAUGAACCUCCUUUCCUUCUCUCUUUUUAGGGAGAAGAAGAGAAGCAGGAUAGAGGCGCUGACUGAGGAUAUGCUCGUGGAUGGGACCACCAGUGACUGGCAGGGAAGAUGGGACCAUGUGAAGAAGUUCCUGGAGCGGGCUGGACCUUUCACCCAUCCUGACUUUGAGCCCAGCACAGAGUCUCUGCAGUUUUUGUUGGAUGUGUGCAAAAUUUUGGUCAUUGGAGCUGGCGGACUGGGCUGUGAGCUGUUAAAGGACCUGGCCCUGUCAGGAUUCCGUCACAUACACGUGGUCGACAUGGACACAAUAGAUGUUUCUAACCUGAACAGACAGUUUCUCUUCAGGCCUAAAGACGUGGGCCGACCGAAAGCGGAGGUUGCUGCUGACUUCAUCAACAGAAGAGUUCCAGGAUGCAGGGUCGUGCCACAUUUUAAGAAAAUCCAGGAUCUUGAUGAGAUGUUUUAUAGACAAUUUCACAUUAUUGUUUGUGGACUGGACUCUGUCAUUGCCAGACGAUGGAUAAAUGGAAUGCUGCUCUCUCUGCUGGUCUAUGAUGACGGUGUUCUGGACACCAGCUCCAUCAUCCCUUUGAUAGAUGGAGGUACUGAGGGCUUUAAGGGAAACUCACGGGUCAUCCUUCCAGGCAUGACGGCCUGCAUCGACUGCACUCUGGAGCUGUAUCCCCCUCAGAUAAACUUCCCCAUGUGCACUAUAGCUUCAAUGCCACGGUUACCUGAACACUGUAUCGAGUAUGUUCGCAUUCUGCAGUGGCCUAAAGACAAGCCCUUUGGAGAUGGUGUUGCUCUAGAUGGAGAUGACCCGAAGCACAUCCAGUGGGUGUUCCAGAGAUCUUUGGAGAGAGCGGCUCAGUUCAACAUCACAGGGGUGACAUACAGAUUAACUCAAGGUGUUGUGAAGAGGAUCAUCCCUGCUGUGGCUUCCACGAAUGCUGUCAUUGCUGCUGCCUGCGGCACAGAGGUUUUCAAAAUCGCCUCCAGUGCCUACAGUACCCUGAACAACUACCUGGUGUUUAAUGAUGUUGAUGGACUGUACACCUACACUUUUGAGGCUGAGAAAAAGGAGAACUGCUCUGCCUGCAGCCAGGUCCCUCAAGACAUGCAUUUCUCAUCAUCAGCCACACUACAGGAAGUGCUAAACUACUUGACAGACAGUGUGUCCCUGCAAAUGAAAUCUCCAGCCAUCACAACAACAGUAGAUGGAAAGAAUAAGACGCUUUAUUUGCAGACCGUCGCCUCCAUUGAAGAGAGAACACGUCCGAAUCUUAGCAAGACACUGAAAGAAUUGGGGUUAGUGGAUGGACAGGAGCUGGCGGUGGCUGAUGUCACCACUCCUCAGACUGUUCUCUUCAAGCUCAGCUUUACCUCGUAGACAGUCUGCUUCUCUCUUCAGGGUACAAAAGUGGUCACAGCUUCUUGCCAAAAAUAUGCAGAGCAGGUUUGACCAUGAACAUUUGAAAGAACACCAAUGGCAUUCCUGAUACUUCCACGUAUGAGCGAUAUGUGGAUGAAGUCCAUCUUUUGAAGCAAUGCACCACUCUCAGAGACACUCAUACCUUCAGAUUGUGUGUUGCUAGUCAUGUACUGUAGAAGCCACAUCUGCACUUGUUUUUUGUAGUUACUUAUAUGAACAUAUUUAAUUUGUUUUGCUAUCUGAAUAUAGGGAAAAAAAACAUUUUAAAUAAACUGAUUACUUGUU